CGAGGUGUCCAUGAAGGCAACACGGGUUAUCACGACCAUCACUAGUCUCAUCCCCCACCACCAAGGUGUCACUUUAGGCAGCUAGCUCCCAGGCUUACCUUGCGUUUAAUUGAACCAUUUUGAUACACAUUUCCGCUUGACAUCUCGGGACGUUUGGUGCCAUGAAGGGAAUCAGGGUUUUUGUGGUUUUCUUGGUGCUUUCUGCGUCUCUGCUGUGCACAGCCGAAGCGGCCAGGAGCAGGACCAGCAACCAGAACAGCUUCCGACGGGCAGCUAACGGCAUCUACCAGACUCUGAGCAGUGUUUUCGGAGAGGACAACAUUAGAGGGUUAUACAAGUUUUUCUCCAAAACGACUGAGCGGUUUGUCCAUGGAGUGGACUCUUUUCUCGACACGAUCUGGAAGAUCUGGUCAGAUUUGUUGGAUGUCAUGGGCAUUGACUCCUCAAACCUCAGCCACUACUUCAGCCCCACAUCUCUCACCAACUCUCCGGCACGCGCCCUGCUCUUGGUUGCCGCUGUUCUUGUGGCCUACUGGUUCCUUUCCAUGUUCUUGGGGGGUUUCUUUUACCUGCUGCACGCUGUGUUCGGCCGCUUCUUCUGGCUAGCACGUGUCACGCUCUUUGCCCUGUCCUGUCUCUAUAUCCUGCAGAAGUUUGAGGGCGACCCUGAGCGUGCGGUGCUGCCACUUUGCUUCAUUAUGGCGGUGUACUUCAUGACGGGGCCUGUGGGAGCGUACUGGCGUCGAGGAGGUGGGGCAGGUUCACUGGAAGAGAAAAUCGACCACCUGGACACUCAGAUCAGGCUGCUUAACAUCCGGCUGAGCCGUGUCAUAGACGGCCUGGAACGCACCGGGGACCAGUAGGGAGCAGCAAGGAUGAGGGGGAGGGAGGGGAUGUUUUACAACCAGCUGCAGUUGAUGUCAGAAUGCUGUUUCCUGUACACAUCUGCAGUAACACAACUACUGGGUAUUUACAACUCUAUUGUCAGAUGGGAGACAAAACUAGAUUUGAAAACCGUAUUUUAAAUGCUUGAGUUGAUUUUAGUUACAGAAUACCUACAAAUCCUCAGAGGUGUGGACAGUUGACUUGGAGCUUACGCAAAUCAACCAAACAACUAUUUUUCUUUAUGCUUGUCUCAAGGCUUUAAUUGAAAGGUUUUUGCUACAUCUGUGAGGAAGUUAUCAGAGAGAUGUCCAUGGUUUUCUAAAUGCUGGCCUAAUUCUACACCUCAGCUAUUUUUGAGAAACUCCCAAGUUGGGGUUUGAAUUUUUGGUGUUUGGAUAAGCAUUGUCAAUGCUUUUGCUAAAUGAAUAAUCCUAUUUUAUGUAUGUUUGUUUAUUUCUGUCCUUGUGAAUAACCUGGGGGUUACCAUUCUUACACAGGUUUGUCCACAAACAUGUAUUCCCCUUUUUUGAAACUACUGAAGUAGGAAAGGGGUUGGGCGAUGCAAACAUUGUAUUUCUAAUUUGUAAAAAUCCUCAAGAUGUUAGAUGGUUGUUCACAGUAAGAUUUAUUUAUUCCAUUUUCCAUCCAAAAUGUUGAAAUCAUAGAUCUAGUUUGUUUCAUUAAGGUACCGUCCCAUAGUGGCAAUAGUUUGACAUCAGGGCCUCUUUUUCAUUGUGUGUGUGUGUGUGUGUGUGUGUGUGUGUGUGUGUGUGUGUGUGUGUGUGUGUGUACUGUAUCAAAAAGUCAUCAUAAAAAUAACAGAAAAUGCAGACAGGCAGCAAUAUCUCAGGGAUUCAACCAACACACAGAAUUGGAAACGAGAUAUCGAGUAUAUUAAAAUCAUGUCUUAGUCUCUUUGAGUCACUUCACAGUUUUUCAGAUAUAGUUUGAAAUCUGUCUCAGUAACUUACAAUAUGUAUUGAUAAAUGGGUUUGUGUUCUUGCAUCAUGUUGAAGUUGCAAAGUUUGAUUAAUGUCUGAUGUCAAAUCCAAAUCCAUCUUUUUGAUGUUAGUGUGGAAUUAUUGUAGGGAUUUGAACUGCAGCUAGUGGUUUAUAGUAUCUUUCAAUUGGUGGGAAAGCAUUAACAUUUAAAUGUGUGAAUGCAAAAAGCAAAUUAUCCACAGAAAUGGUUAGAAAGAAUUACUUGAGUCGUUUUAAAUCACACUGGUGUGAAGUAUGUCUUACUACAUCUUUUUAGGAUGAGGAUUUUUUGUGGGGACAGGAUCAAUUUCUCAACAUGAUUACAGAUUAAAUUAGGUCUAGUGCCUUUGAUCCUGUAACAAAAAUACAAGCUUGUAACUGUACAACCCCAUUUGACCCUGCAUUGGAAAAUGUACAUUUGAAGCUGUAUAUUAUUUUAAUUGUUAAUGUGAUAUCCAUUCCUAGUAACUUAAUGAGAGAUUUACAACCAGCGUGAUACAUACGGUAUAUUAUAUUAAAACUGCUUGAGACACAGGCUUGGUGUGCAUCACUGUAGCCAACUCUAGUUUGAUAGGGCUUUUUAUGUAUAUUAUUUCUGCCAAUUAUUUUUAUAUCUCAUGUGCUGUCAUAAAAAGACUGGGAAUUUCCCUGCCACACACAUUACCAUUGGCACAGUUUUUUGUAAUUUCAAUUUAUAGAAUCUGGGCUCUGUUAACAUUUUUUUUAUACAAACGACCCUAAUGCUGUGCAAAUUUGGGUGGGAAAUGUUGCUUUCAGUUUCCCAUAAGAAAGAUUAACUAAAGGACAUGUCAGUAAUGUGGCAGGAUGGUUGAAAUGAUCAGAGGGCUCUUACAGUUCAUGACACUACUGAGGCCAAAGAACCAACCAGUAUUUACCACCUUUGAUACUCGUGUUAACAAAAACAUUUUUAUGUGUGAGAUGCAUCUUUGCUCCACUCCUAAUGUUUCUCAGUGUAGUAAGGGUAUAGUGUUAAUAUUCAUUUGGGAAAAGGAAGGUGUCGCAUCACCACAAUACCAGAUACAGACACUGUCUAAUGUCAGAUAAUUACUAUAUUCAUAUGGUUUUUCAUAUCUUCAGUACAGUGGCUGGAUUCAGAUUCUUAUCAGACCCAUUGGCUUGACUUUCAUCUUUAUCUUGGAAUUAAGUCUUAAUUAAAUCAGCAAAAUAGUUUGAUGUUGUAAUACAGCUUGUCUUAAUGUGUAUCAAUUGAUUGAUUGAUUGAAAAAAUCUCUCCCUAGACAAACCCA
Molecule: messenger RNA, 3134 nt
Organism: Sander lucioperca (pikeperch)
Lineage: Eukaryota; Metazoa; Chordata; Actinopteri; Perciformes; Percidae
Gene: bri3bp
Product: bri3 binding protein
Exons: 3
Coding region: 162-863 (233 amino acids)
Cellular component (GO): mitochondrion
Source: RefSeq, a predicted model, not a curated record